AUGGGUUCUCAUCAUAAUCUUCUUCUUCUUCCUAGCUUCUUUCAUCUUCCUCUGCAGCUAGCCGUUGGUUCAGCUCGAUCAAAGCAGCAAACAAAGUGCAGUGGAUAUGGAGCAUGUGGAUGGAUCUGCCUGGCUCCUUGGAUGCCAAAUAAGAUAUUUGUCAAUAGGAGCUGUACUCCAAAGCUAGGACAGAAGCUUAUUGGGGCAAGAUACUUCAACAAAGGUUAUGCCUCAGUGGCUGGUCCUCGGAAUUCCACCUUCGAUUCGCCUCGUGAUAAAGAGGGUCAUGGAACUAAUACCUUGUCGACAGCAGGUGGAAAUUUUGUAGCAGGAGCCAGUGUCUUUGGGUUCGGCAAUGGAACAGCGAAAGGUGGUUCACCAAAAGCACGAGUUGCAGCUUACAAGGUCUGUUAUCCCCCAGUUGGUGGAAAUGAGUGCUUUGAUGCAGAUAUCUUAGCAGCAUUUGAUACUGCAAUAAGUGAUGGGGUUGAUGUCCUGUCCGUGUCACUGGGAGGGGAUCCUACACCAUUCUUUAAUGACAGUGUUUCCAUUGGGUCUUUCCAUGCUGUAAAGAACGGGAUUGUCGUCGUUUGUUCUGCUGGUAAUUCUGGUCCUAAUGAUGCUACUGCCUCCAAUCUUGCACCCUGGCAGAUCACUGUUAGUGCCAGUACCAUGGACAGGGAGUUCCCCAGUUAUGUUACGCUUGGCAACAACAUGACCUUCAAGGGAGAAAGUUUAUCAAGAACAGCCCUGCCAAAGGAUAAGAACUUCCCAAUUAUAAGUGCUUCAGAUGCUAGAGCAGCUAAUGCAUCUGUGGAAGACGGGCUGCUGUGCAAAGCUGGAACACUUGAUCCCAAGAAGGCAGAGGGGAAGAUCUUGGUCUGCCUCCGAGGGGGAAAUGCAAGAGUGGACAAGGGUGAGCAAGCUGCUCUGGCUGGUGCUGUUGGGAUGGUUCUUGCCAAUGAUAAGGAUUCUGGCAAUGAAAUUAUUGCUGACCCUCACAUCCUUCCUGCUUCUCAUCUCAAUUACACCAAUUGUGUCGCUAUCUUCGCUUACAUUGACUCCACUAAGUCUCCCAUUGCUUAUAUCACACCUUCAACAACGCAAAUCGGCACAAAGCCAGCUCCCUUCAUGGCAGCAUUUUCCUCUAAAGGUCCCAACACCAUUGCUCCAGAGAUCCUCAAGCCUGAUAUCACCGCACCAGGAGUGAGUAUCAUAGCAGCCUACACAGGAGCAGAAGGACCUACAAAUGAAGAUUUCGAUACCCGACGAGUUCUGUUUAACUCGGUAUCAGGCACUUCAAUGUCAUGUCCUCAUGUUUCAGGCAUUGCUGGCCUUCUAAGAACUCUGCAUCCGACCUGGAGUCCUGCAGCAAUUAAAUCAGCAAUUAUGACUACCGCAAUGAAUUCUGAAUGCAUUCUACACCAAGGCAACUCCAUUCAGCUAUGGAGCAGGACACAUCAGAGCAAACCAAGCUAUGGAUCCAGGGCUGGUUUUUGACUUGUCUGUUUAUGAUCACCUCAACUUUCUAUGCGCCAUGAGGUAUAACGCAACCCAAAUUUUAUCAUUCUCAGAGACUCCCUACAGAUGCCCCUCCAAGGCCAUUAAUAUUGCCAAUU
This is a messenger RNA of Hevea brasiliensis (rubber tree), 1619 nucleotides long. Its product is annotated as subtilisin-like protease SBT5.3. Lineage: Eukaryota; Viridiplantae; Streptophyta; Magnoliopsida; Malpighiales; Euphorbiaceae. The transcript is spliced from 8 exons. Gene Ontology annotation, molecular function: serine-type endopeptidase activity. Gene Ontology annotation, biological process: proteolysis. Bases 1 to 1500 code for a protein of 499 amino acids. The record is from RefSeq and is a predicted model, not a curated record.